Molecule: messenger RNA, 2804 nt
Organism: Chara braunii
Lineage: Eukaryota; Viridiplantae; Streptophyta; Charophyceae; Charales; Characeae
Source: the annotation of a GenBank genome assembly
UGACGAUGCUUCUUCGCAGUUGGUACUUGUGAUGUGGGCACAAAUAUAGGCACGCAGCCUGGGUAGAGAGGCGCGUGCCGGAAGGCUAUACGGCAUGGAUUGCCGUGGUUACUGCGGAAUGUAUGAUUGGUGAUGAGAGCAUGCUGAUGUGGCAUUUAGCUGAGGUGGCACUGCAUUACGUUGUGGGUGGUACCGAGGCUUACGACCGGUCAUCAAAUGCACACUCAGCUCAAUUGGUGAGAAAUCUGUGGUUGGGGGCAGCUAUCUCCAGACUGGAUUUCAUGCAGAACUCUUUGGACCAGAUCUUGGACCUUUUGCAAAGGCCAGGAUUUCGGGCAGCAGCGCAGUCGCCGUUGUCGUUAACGGCGAUGUCAAGCCCAUUUCCGGUACAAGCUGGCACACAGCCAAGUGGUACGUCUGCAGCAGCCGCACAGGCUGUUGCUUCUUCUUCUUCUGGGUCAGCGGUGGUAGCUACACCAUCACCACAACAACCUGUUCCUCAACAGGGACAGCAGCAAGGUCAAUGGUACCCAAAGACCCCUAUGAAACCACCCCUUGCCUUCUCCGGAGAGAAGAAGGAUGAGGAACUCAACACAUGGUUGAGAACGGUUCCAGUAUGGGUAAGGGCAAAGAGGACUAUGCAGGAGGAGGAGGUGAUAACUGCUGCAUCUUACCUGGAGGGUAAGGCAGCCAAAUGGCUAGAUAGAUUAGUAGCAAAGGUCGGGUACGGACGACGCAUGGCGGACUGGGCUAAGACCCUAACGUUAGAGGAAUUCUUAGACAUGGUAGACGCUCGCUGGCAUAAUCCACAGCAGGCACAAAGAGCCACUGAUGCGAUGCUCAGACUAGACCAACGAAAGUUCAAGUCAGUCAGAGAGCUUACGACUACCGUAGAGAGCCUCAUUGUCGUUCCCGACAUACGCUAUGAUGACCAGGUCUUGUUGACCAUGUUUGUGAGAUGUCUCCCAGAGAAUCUCAUAAAUUUGCUGGCCAGCGAGGCUCGCCUUGAGUAUCAUUCGUUUGAGACCUUAUCUAGAAAAGCCUUAGACUUAGAGGCCACGCUAGGAAGUGCUCAACCUACUCCAGUAGACGGGAGGAAGAAGAAGGGUCCACAGGAAUGGAAGAAGAAGGGGAGCAAAUUGAUGAUGGUUGAGUCCGAUGGGACUCAAACUGAGAUCGAAGAGCUCAUAGACCUGUUGGACAGUACGGAGUACGACGGCGAGGAAACCCCUGAGGGUAGCACCCUCGCCGCAGUAGUUAAGACUAAGGCUGGUGGCCGAGGGAAGGGCCAUCAAAAGAGUCAAGGGCAGGCUGCCUCCAACCAGACCAAAGUUGCUGAUUGGGUCGAGGCAGGCCUUGAUCAAGAAGUGUGGCGGGACCGCCGAGUGCGUGGUGCUUGCAUCAAUUGUGGUGAAUACGGACACACCCAGUACAAGUGCAAAAACGCAAAGACCCUAAAAUGGAUCAAGACUCAACCGGCUCUUUCUGAUGCACUCAAGCGCUGGAUUGAGGUCAUAGAUCAGUAUGACUUCAAGCUAGAGUAUCUGAAGGGAGAGUACAACAAGGUUGCAAAUGCGCUGUCCCGUAGAGCAGAUUACCUAGGGGCGCUAGUUUCUGAGUUUGGAGUAUCUGAGGAACUAACUCAAUCGUUGGUGGGAGCCUAUCAGGAAGACCCUGACACGAUGGACAUCAUACGCAAGCUUCAGGCAAAAGACAAGGCCACAAAAGAUGAGUUUGUGAUGGUGGACGGGCUUCUCUUUCUUGAUAAGGCUGGAUUUAAAAGGUUAGUUGUUCCAUCUAGUGAACAUUUGCGUAGUUUAUUCUUAGGAGAAUGUCAUGACGCAACUGGUCACUUUGGCUACAAAAAGACGAGUGUCAAUCUAGUACAACGAUUUUGGUGGUCCGGAAUGUUAGAAGAUGCAAAGAAGUAUGUUGAGACCUGUCAGGUCUGUCAGCGGGAUAAGCCGCGAACUCAAGCACUGCUUGGGUUGCUGAAGCCUUUACCAAUCCCCGCUAGUCCGGGACAGAGUGUUUCCAUAGACUUCAUGGACACCCUGGUGACCAGCAAGAGUGGCAAGAGACACAUCUUUGUCAUCAUAGAUAGAUUCACCAAGUACGCUAGACUAAUUGUCAUGCCAGAGACCGCAAGGACUGAACACGUCAUCAAGUUGUUUCUGGACAACUGGGUGCGUGAUUUUGGACUACCGAAGUCAAUCGUUAGUGACAGAGAUGUCCGCUUCACAAGUGAGUUAUGGAAGAAGACUGCUGAACAGAUGGGCAGUCAACUUCAGAUGACUUCAGGGAAUCAUCCUGAAGCCAACGGACAGGCCGAGCAAAUGAACAGAGUUGUACAACACCUGCUGAGGCAUUACAUCAAGCCCAAUCAGGAUGAAUGGGAUGAGAAGUUGCCUCUCAUCGCCAGCUUGUACAACAACGUUGUACACAGCAGUACCGGCGUUAGUCCUAAUCAGUUGCACUUGGGAUGGAAGCCUAGAUCAGCUCUGGACUUCCUCCUUCCUAAAGACCGACCCUCUGCAACUCCAGGCACACUUGAGUAUGGUGUGCAGUAUGAGAAGUUGUUGCAGCAAACUGUCGAGCACAUCAAGAAAGUUCAGCAAGCAGUGAUUGCUUCUGAGAACAAACAUCGUCAACAAUCCUCAUUUCAGGUAGGGGAACGUGUCUGGGUCAAGGCUAGUGAACUAGGACAGGAAUUUGGAAUCUCUCCUGGGAAGUCUUGGAUAUAGUUGGGGAUGAGAUGGAUGGUCCUACCUAUGUUAUCCGGAUCCCUAGUCACCUACGCACUC